Molecule: messenger RNA, 213 nt
Organism: Pisolithus orientalis
Lineage: Eukaryota; Fungi; Basidiomycota; Agaricomycetes; Boletales; Pisolithaceae
Exons: 1
Source: RefSeq, a predicted model, not a curated record
GUUUACAGGGUCAAUUGGCUCCAGAUGAGAGUGCUGUGGGACAGAUGGAAGGAGGAGGUUCAUCUGUUGAAAUGUGAGCAGGAGUGGACUAAAAACUUCUUUGAAAACAAGGUAAGAUUUUGGACUGGCAGAAAGGCUGCCACAUUGGCAAAGGGACAGGCUGGGCUGGCAUGCUAUGCCACACAGCAAUGCCAGAUGUAUGGCAGAUUAGCA